Molecule: messenger RNA, 1742 nt
Organism: Carlito syrichta (Philippine tarsier)
Lineage: Eukaryota; Metazoa; Chordata; Mammalia; Primates; Tarsiidae
Gene: KRT79
Product: keratin 79
Exons: 9
Coding region: 31-1641 (536 amino acids)
Biological process (GO): intermediate filament organization; keratinization
Cellular component (GO): keratin filament
Molecular function (GO): structural constituent of skin epidermis
Source: RefSeq, a predicted model, not a curated record
UCAGCCUGCUCUCCCGCCCCUCCGGCAGCCAUGAGGUCCUCUGUGUCUCGGCGGACAUAUGCCACCAAAGGGGGCUUCAGCUCCAACUCCGCCAGCGGAGGGGGCGGGUCCCGGACCCACACCAGUUUCAGCUCCGUGGCAGUGUCCAGGAGCAGUGGCAGCAGCGGGGGGACCCGCGGAUGUGGGGUCCGUGGCGGCCCCAGCACGUGUGGCUUUGGCAGCCGGAGCCUUUACAACCUAGGGGGCAGCAAGAGCAUCUCGGUCAGCAUGGCCGGAGGGGCCUCCUCCGGGCGGGCUCUGGGAGGCUUUGGUGGUGGGGCGUUUGCGGGCCUGGGGGCCGGCCGGCAGAUGUUCGGGCCUGCCUGUCCUCCCGGCGGGAUCCAGGAGGUCACCAUCAAUCAGAGCCUGCUGACCCCCCUCAACGUGGAGAUCGACCCCGAGAUCCAGCGUGUACGCACCCAGGAACGAGAGCAGAUCAAGACCCUCAACAAUAAGUUUGCCUCCUUUAUUGACAAGGUGCGGUUUCUGGAGCAGCAGAACAAGGUGCUGGAGACCAAGUGGGCGCUGUUGCAGGAGCAGGGCCAGAACUCGGGUGUCACCAGGAACAACCUGGAGCCUCUCUUUGAGACCUAUCUGAGCAACCUGCGGAGGCAGUUGGAUGGCUUCCAGAGUGAGCGGGGGAGGCUGGACUCAGAGUUGAGGAGCGUGCAGGAUCUCGUCGAGGACUUCAAGAGCAAGUACGAGGAUGAAAUCAACAAGCGUACCGCCGCGGAGAAUGAGUUUGUGGUGCUCAAGAAGGAUGUGGACGCCGCGUACAUGGGCAGAAUGGACCUGCAUGGCAGAGUGGACAACUUGACCCAGGAGAUUGGCUUCCUGCAGCAACUCUACGAAAUGGAGCUGGGCCAAGUGCAGACACAUGUGUCUGACACCAAUGUCGUCCUGUCCAUGGACAACAACCGCAGCCUUGACCUGGACAGCAUCAUUGCCGAGGUCAAGGCCCAGUAUGAGCUGAUUGCCCAGAAGAGCCGGGCUGAGGCCGAGACCUGGUACCAGACCAAGUACGAGGAGCUGCAGGUGACGGCUGGGAAGCAUGGGGACAACCUGCGGGACACCAAGAACGAGAUCGCCGAGCUCACCCGCACUGUCCAGAGGCUGCAGGGGGAGGUGGAUGCAGCCAGGAAGCAGUGUCAGCAGCUGCAGACAGGCAUCGCGGAAGCAGAGCAGCGUGGGGACCUGGCGCUCAAGGAUGCGCAGAAGAAGCUUGGGGAUCUGGACGUGGCCCUGCACCAGGCCAAGGAGGACCUGGCCCGGCUGCUGCGCGACUACCAGGCGCUGAUGAACGUGAAGCUGGCCCUGGACGUGGAGAUCGCCACCUACCGGACCCUCCUGGAGGGCGAGGAGAGCAGGAUGUCUGGAGAACAUCCCAGCGCAGUCAGCAUCUCGGUGACUGGCAAUUCCACCACUGUGUGCGGAGGCGGCGUGGCUGGCUUUGGGGGUGGCAUCUCCCUGGGCGGGAGUCGGGGGACCGGCAAGAGUGGAUCCAGCACGAAUGUGGGCUACAGCUCUGUCAAGGGCGGCUCUGGGGGCACCUCCAUCCUGAGGAAGACCACCACGGUCAAGACGUCCAGCCGGAGAUACUAGCCGCUGAGCCUUGCAAGCUGGGGGCUCUGCAGCCCUCUCCUUCCGACCUCUGCUGCCCCCAGCCCUCUCCUCCGCCCCUCCCCCAGCCUUUUCAGGAGCAG